CCGGCGAGCCUCGCUUCGAAGGGCGAUGGCCACGUUCUUUGGCGAGGUGGUGACCGCCCCGUCCCGCGCUGGGGUGGACGACGAGGAGGAGGAGGAGGCGGCCGCAGAACGCGAGGAAGCGCCGGAAGAUCGCGAGAUUCGCCGGGCGCUCGAGAAGAAAAGGGAAGUUCACAUUGUCUGGAAUGCGACAUCUAACGCAUCUAUAGAUGAGCAGUUUCCUUGUUCCAAGUUCAUAUUGGGUGUAGGGCAGAAUGCAGCAGCGUUCUUUACUUCCUUUGUUUUGAAUUCUGGAUGCUGGGAAGUAGCUGGAUCUGUCAAAUUGUGGAAUGAGUGGUGCAGAACUUUAAACACAACCAACGUUCUUCCAACAGAUUCAUUCUGUUUGUUUUAUCGGUUGCUUUCAGAUCCCACAGUUUUGUUGUGCCAGUGCAAUUGUUAUGUGGCUGAGGACCAACAGUUUCAGUGGCUUGGAAAGGUUUUUGGAUGCAUGCAGAAGACUGAUUUGCAAGUAUUUGUUCUUUCAUCAUGUUCCAUCACCGAUUAUAAAACUACUGAAUCGACUCUAACACUCCCUUCUCCUUUACUGAAAGCAUUAAAGACAAAAGAGUUCAAAGAUAAAGUCUUUUGCUCGCUGCUAGAACAGCCAAAUAUUGUACGGGACCUCCCUGCAGCAGUUCUCAGUUACUGCCAAGUAUGGCAAAUCCCUGCAGUGUUGUAUCAGUGUUAUUCUGAUACCCUCAAACUGGAUUUGGUGACAAUUGACGCUUUCAAGGCUGUGCUGUCUUCGAAAAUCCUGAAGAGUUUGGUUAAGGACUCAACAAGAAGUGCAGAAAUACUGACAAAAUUGGUUACGACUAAUGAAAUUGAUAGCAUCUACACUUAAACUGGGGAAUCAUUACUGACGGAUGCUUCCAAGCUUUGGAAUGUGUAAGCUGCAGCCGCUCUGCUGGGAAGCCUUUGGAAGUUGUGGUUGUUUCUUUAGAAGCGGAACCUGUGCUGACUAUUGUGGGGUGGGCUUCUGCUGACUAAAAUGAAUUAAAAUGUGACAUUUUUAUUUUCUACAAAUAAAAGUUUGGGACUUUCCCCUCCCCCCCC
Elgaria multicarinata webbii is the source of this 1095-nucleotide messenger RNA. It is a transcript of the gene PSMG1, whose product is annotated as proteasome assembly chaperone 1. The record is from RefSeq and is a predicted model, not a curated record. Gene Ontology annotation, cellular component: endoplasmic reticulum. Bases 26 to 883 code for a protein of 285 amino acids. The transcript is spliced from 7 exons. Gene Ontology annotation, molecular function: proteasome binding. Gene Ontology annotation, biological process: proteasome core complex assembly. NCBI's taxonomy places the organism in Eukaryota, Metazoa, Chordata, Lepidosauria, Squamata, Anguidae.